AUGCCGCGAUGCAGGAUUUCAUGCACGGUGGCGUGUGCCAUAGUAAGGUGCCAAGACUACACGGGGCUCAAGACCCAGGUGCUUCAAGGCGGCAACGGAGCGCCCGAGUCGGGCGGCCGCUCCGAGUCCGAGGACAGCGCGCCGGACGGCUCCGGCAAGGGCAAGGGCCCGUGGAAUAAGCCUGUGCUGCAAGGCGGCAACGGAGCGCCCGAGUCGGGCGGCCGCUCCGAGUCCGAGGACAGCGCGCCGGACGGCUCCGGCAAGGGCAAGGGGCCGUGGAAUAAGCCUACCCAAGUGCUGCAAGGCGGCAACGGAGCGCCCGAGUCGGGCGGCCGCUCCGAGUCCGAGGACAGCGCGCCGGACGGCUCCGGCAAGGGCAAGGGCCCGUGGAAUAAGCCUGUGAGCUACACGGGACUCAAGACCCAGGUGCUGCAAGGCGGCAACGGAGCGCCCGAGUCGGGCGGCCGCUCCGAGUCCGAGGACAGCGCGCCGGACGGCUCCGGCAAGGGCAAGGGCCCGUGGAAUAAGCCGGUGGAGGUGGAGCCGCCGCCGCCGCCGCCGCCCGUGGAGGAGCCGCCGCGGCGCGAGGUGAAGCCGGCCGCGUACGUCGCGCCCGCGCAGCGUAAUCGUCCCGUCGAGCCGCUGCGUCGUCACCAGGCAAAGCACGCGCCGGACAUCCACAACGACGAUACCUUCCCGGUGCUCGGCGCCGGCCCCGGGGCCAAGCGCGGCGGCUGGAGCACCGCCGGCGCCUCGCCCGCGCCCGCCCACCACGCGCGCCAGCCGCUCGCGCUCGGCAACCGCUUCACCACGCUGCAGGACGACAGCUAGCCAGGUGCGUCACAGGACACAGCUAGCCUGGUGCGUCACAGGACAC
This is a messenger RNA of Ostrinia nubilalis (European corn borer), 877 nucleotides long. Its product is annotated as protein CDV3 homolog. NCBI's taxonomy places the organism in Eukaryota, Metazoa, Arthropoda, Insecta, Lepidoptera, Crambidae. The coding region runs from base 1 to 831 and encodes 276 amino acids. The record is from RefSeq and is a predicted model, not a curated record. The transcript has 7 exons.